This is a messenger RNA of Alnus glutinosa, 962 nucleotides long. RefSeq names its product dirigent protein 16-like. The record is from RefSeq and is a predicted model, not a curated record. NCBI's taxonomy places the organism in Eukaryota, Viridiplantae, Streptophyta, Magnoliopsida, Fagales, Betulaceae. Bases 35 to 781 code for a protein of 248 amino acids. The transcript has a single exon.
AACCCCAUAAUCUUCUUCAUCUUAGAAAUUCAAGAUGUCCAAAGGAUUAUCAUCAGCUUCCUUUUUCCUCACAAUGCUAAUUGCACUUGUGCAUGUGGGGAUGAUUAUGGCUGCAGUUGACCCCGUAGCGGCCACCGGAAAAGAACCCAUUCUUGAACUAUACAUGCACGACAUUCUUGGGGGCAAUAGCCCUACAGCUAGGCCAAUCACUGGCUUGCUAGGAAACAUCUACAAUGGUCAAGUGCCCUUUGCAAGGCCAAUAGGCUUCGUUCCUCCACAAGGUGGGGUUGCUAUCCCCAAUGCCAAUGGUGCAAUUCCAACCGUUAAUGGUGUCACUGGCAUACCACUUGGAACUGGCUUAACUGGUGCAGGAAACGCAAACAAUCAGAACCAGCCUCAGAUCCAACUGGGACCAGAUGGAUUGGGACUAGGGUUUGGAACCAUCACCGUCAUCGAUGAUGUGCUGACCUCCGGGCCCGAGUUGGGGUCGCAGACAGUUGGCAAAGCUCAAGGAGUUUACGUGGCGAGCUCGGCGGACGGAAUUACACAGAUGAUGGCAUUUACAGCCGUGAUUGAAGGAGGAGAAUAUGGUGAUAGCCUGAACUUCUAUGGCAUAUACAAGAUAGGAAGCACCCUGUCAUACUUGUCAGUGACUGGCGGUACUGGCAAGUUCAAGAAUGCAAGUGGUUUUGCCGAGGUGCGAUCACUCAUACCACCUGGUCAACAUGUCCUCGAUGGUGCAGAAACAUUGCUGAGGAUUACAGUGCAUCUAACCUACUAAGUAUGGUAUGAAAAUCUGAAGACAAAAAUGUGAAGUUUUUCUUGAAGGUGAACCCGGGCAUGGGUUUUAAAUUUCUCAGUUUGGUUGAAGUUUGUCAAAAUUAAUUUUCAAGUUUCUUCAGUUCUUGAUUUGUAAUACUGUACCAAAAAAGAAAACGAAAAAGAGUUGUUCUGUUGAAAUA